AUGCCAGUGGAUCACUUCGGAGAUACCAGUGGCAUUUUCGGCAACCGCUACUGGGUUAACGAUACUUACUACAAUGCGGGAGGCCCAGUGUUUCUUUUCGACUCGGGCGAGCAGAAUGCUGAACCACUGUUGCCCUACUAUCUUCAGGAAUAUCAUGGCUUGUCAGCUGUUAUGCGCCUUGCGAAGCGCUACAAAGGACUGGCCAUUCUCUGGGAACAUCGCUUUUAUGGAGAAUCUCUUCCCUUUCCUGUCAACGAAAAUACCACCGCAGAGCAAUGGCGGUUCCUUACCACGGACCAAGCCCUCGAAGACGUCGUCUACUUCGCCAACGCCUUCAUCCACAACGCACGCACGUUCCACCCCUCCUCGACGCCUUGGGUCUGGGUCGGCGGCUCGUAUCCUGGUGUGCGUGGUGCACUCUUGCGCCAGCGCAACCCAGAAACCAUCUUCGCCGCAUGGGCGAGCUCCGCACCCGUGCACGCCCAAGUCGACAUGGCGAGCUACUACGCCGCCGCCGAGCGCAGCCUCACGCGCAACUGUUCCGCAGACUGGGUCGCGGUAACGCGUCACGUUGACGGCGUCCUGCGCUCUGGGAACGCGAGCGCCGCAAUAGAAGUCAAGUUCGCGCUACUUAAGGCGUUGUUGAGCGGCCCAGGGGGCAACACGACGGGUGCACAGAAUUUGACGAAGAGCCAGGCCGCUGCGACCAGUGACGUCAACGCAGCAUCGAUACUGAUGGAGGCGCUGAAUUUCUAUCAGUACUAUGGUUUUGAGGCUUCCGUACUUCCAUUUUGCAAUAUUGUUGAAACGCGAAAUUUCUCCUCGGAUCCCGUGGAGGCAGGGCUGGCGGCGACACUCGGUGUGGACGCUGCGUUCAAGGCUUUUCUCACAGGCAUCGCAGAGAUUGACUACGAUUCCAUUCCGGGGGUCCCUGACGAUCCUGUUACCGACCGGUCAUGGAUGUGGCAGUACUGCUCCGAAUACGGAUUUUACCAGCGCGGCGAUCCCACUAACUCCCUUUCCAUUGAGACAUCUUUCCUUUCGUUAGAGCUCUUUCAAGCAGAAUGCAACUCGACGUUCCCGGAAGGGCUUCCGUCGUCACCUGCGGUCGAGCAUGUCAACAAGUAUGGCGGGUGGGAUAUGCGUCCAUCGAAUGUCCUGUUCACAAAUGGCGAAUUCGACCCGUGGCGCACCAUGGGUCUUGCCUCGAUUGAGGCCAACUCGCCCCACCGCACUCCAACAGCCUCGGUCCCGCGGUGCAACGAGCCUGCGCCGGGCGAAUCUUUCUUCGGGAUAACGUACGCAGGCAUGGUGCAUGCGAGCGACAUGCGUGUGCUGCUGGUUCCCGAUGCGAACCACACAGACUUUAGGACGGUCGGGUUUUACAGUCCCGUGUCGCAGGAGCCGUUUUAUACAGGCCUGGCGUUGUUUCAGUUGGCGCUGGACGAAUGGCUGCCAUACUUCAAUCAGGCUGAGGCACAGAAUGCAGAGUAG
Messenger RNA from Heterobasidion irregulare TC 32-1, 1494 nucleotides. RefSeq names its product serine protease. NCBI's taxonomy places the organism in Eukaryota, Fungi, Basidiomycota, Agaricomycetes, Russulales, Bondarzewiaceae. The transcript has 8 exons. The record is from RefSeq and is a predicted model, not a curated record. The coding region runs from base 1 to 1494 and encodes 497 amino acids. Gene Ontology annotation, molecular function: serine-type exopeptidase activity; dipeptidyl-peptidase activity. Gene Ontology annotation, biological process: proteolysis.